AUGAAAAGUCAGGUACUGUUUCCCUUCCUGCUGUCUUUGUUCUGCGGGGCCAUCUCCCAGCAGAUCCGCUACACGAUUCCAGAGGAGCUGGGCAUGGGCUCGCGGGUGGGGAAGCUAGCCAAGGAUCUGGGGAUCAGUGUCCAGGAGUUGCCAGCGAGAAAACUGAGGGUUAGUGUAGAGGAUUAUUUCAACAUUAGUGCGGAGAGCGGGGAUCUUAAAUACCCGGAAUUACUGCUGGAAAAACCUCUAGACAGGGAACAUCAGAGCUCCCAUCGCUUAAUACUGACCGCCAUUGAUGGAGGGGACCCGCCUCUAAGCGGCACAACCCAGAUCCGGAUACAAGUCACUGAUGCCAAUGAUAAUGCUCCAGUGUUCAGCCAGGAUGUUUACAGAGUUAGUCUCCAAGAAAAUGUGCCCCGGGGAACCCCUGUGCUGCAGGUGAUGGCCACAGACCAGGACGAGGGUGUUAAUGCAGAGAUCACCUACGCCUUUCUCAGUUCGCCCACAAGCCUCUUAUUCCAUCUCAAUCCGAAUACCGGUGACAUCACAACCAAUGGGACAUUGGACUUUGAAGAGACAAGUAGGUACGUGUUGGGUGUAGAAGCCAAGGAUGGAGGAGUGCACGCAGCUCACUGUAACGUUCAUAUUGAAGUUGUUGAUGAGAAUGACAAUGCCCCCGAGGUGACAUUCAUGUCCUUUUCUAAUCAGAUUUCAGAGGACACAGACUUUGGAACCGUAAUAGCCCUUAUUAAAGUGCGAGAUCAGGAUUCUGGGCAAAAUGGUCUGGUGACCUGCUAUAUUCAGGAAGAAGUUCCCUUCAAAUUAGAAUCCACCUCCAAGAAUUAUUACAAGCUAUUGAUUGACAGGACCCUAAAUCGGGAACAGACCGCAGCGUACAACCUCACUAUUAUAGCCACAGACAGGGGCAAGCCUCCCCUCUCCUCAAGCAAAAGCGUCACCUUACACAUUGGCGACGUCAAUGACAACGCUCCAGUUUUCCACCAGGCGUCCUACGUGGUUCACGUGGCCGAGAACAACCCACCUGGAGUCUCCAUCGCCCAGAUUAGCGCUUCUGACCCCGACUUGGGUCCCAACGGCAGCGUCUCCUACGCAAUCGUAGCCAGUGACCUGGAGCCGCGGGUGCUGUCGUCCUACGUGUCCGUGAGCGCACAGAGCGGGGUGGUGUUCGCGCAGCGCGCCUUCGACCACGAGCAGCUGCGCGCCUUCGAGCUGACGCUGCAGGCCCGCGACCAGGGCUCGCCCGCGCUCAGCGCCAACGUGAGCCUGCGCGUGCUGGUGGGCGACCGCAACGACAACGCGCCGCGGGUGCUGUACCCGGCGCUGGGGCCCGACGGCUCGGCGCUCUUCGACACGGUGCCGCGCGCGGCGGAGCCCGGCUACCUGGUCACCAAGGUGGUGGCAGUGGACGCAGACUCGGGACACAACGCCUGGCUGUCCUACCACGUGCUGCAGGCCAGCGAACCCGGGCUCUUCAGCCUGGGACUGCGCACUGGCGAGGUGCGCAUGGCUCGCUCCUUGGGGGACAGGGACGCAGCCCGACAUCGCCUGCUGGUCGCUGUGCGCGACGGUGGACAGCCACCUCUCUCGGCCACCGCCACGCUGCACCUGGUCUUCGCGGACAGCUUGCAAGAGGUACUGCCAGACCUUAGUGAUCGUCCAGUGCCCUCUGACUCCCAGACCGAGCUACAGUUUUACCUGGUGGUGGCCUUGGCCUUGAUCUCCGUGCUCUUCCUUCUCGCGGUGAUUCUGGCCAUCGCCCUGCGCCUGAGACACUCCUCCAGUCUCGCUGCCGAGGGCUGCUUUCAGCCUGGGCUCUGCUCCACCUCUGGACCCGGGGUUCCCCCCAACUACAGCGAGGGGACUUUGCCCUAUUCCUACAACCUAUGCGUUGCCUCGCAUUCUGCAAAGACAGAGUUUAACUUUCUCAAUGUAAUACCGGAAAUGGCGCCCCCUCAAGAUCUUCUGUGUGAUGAUCCUUCUAUGGUAGUAUGUGCCAGUAAUGAAGAUCCCCCAAUAGCUUAUGACUCUUCCUUUUCCUCUCACGUGAGUUUCCGCAAACCUAUUUAA
Molecule: messenger RNA, 2088 nt
Organism: Cynocephalus volans (Philippine flying lemur)
Lineage: Eukaryota; Metazoa; Chordata; Mammalia; Dermoptera; Cynocephalidae
Product: protocadherin gamma-B1-like
Exons: 2
Coding region: 1-2088 (695 amino acids)
Biological process (GO): homophilic cell-cell adhesion
Cellular component (GO): plasma membrane
Molecular function (GO): calcium ion binding
Source: RefSeq, a predicted model, not a curated record